Erigeron canadensis is the source of this 726-nucleotide messenger RNA. RefSeq lists its product as uncharacterized. NCBI's taxonomy places the organism in Eukaryota, Viridiplantae, Streptophyta, Magnoliopsida, Asterales, Asteraceae. The transcript is spliced from 3 exons. The coding region runs from base 1 to 726 and encodes 241 amino acids. The record is from RefSeq and is a predicted model, not a curated record.
AUGCUGAAAGCCAGAAGAAAUAAGCAUAAUUUGGAAACUAUUUGUGAUGAAGAUGGUAAUAGAUAUGAAGGAGAUGAGGUGGCACCACAGUUUGUGAAUCAUUUUAAUAAGUUUCUUGGGAAAACUGAUGGUGUGGAGCCAUUAAUGGAGGGAAUAUUCAAGAAUGUUCUGAACGAGGAGGAUGCAAGGGGAAUGACCAGAGAUGUGACUGAUUUAGAAAUAAAAGAAGCUAUCUUUGACAUAAAUAGCAAAAAAGUUGCUGAACCAGAUGGUUAUACUUCUGGAUUUUUCAAAAAGGCUUGGGAUUUGAUUGGAAGAGAUAUAGCUACUCCUAAUAAGGUGUCAGAUUUUAGACCUAUUGCUUGUUGCAAUGUGAUUUACAAGUGCAUAAGCAAAAUUCUCACUAAGAGAAUUCAGGAGGGUCUUGCAAAGAUAGUUCAUAUUAAUCAGAGUGCCUUUAUUUCUGGGAGACACAUUCAAGAUAACAUUUUAAUUGCUCAAGAGCUUCUAAGGGAAUAUAAUAGGAAAAGUGGUCCUAAAAGGUGUACUAUGCAGAUAGACAUUCAAAAGGCAUAUGAUACUUUGUAUGCAAAGGCAAUGUUGGAUCUGCCAAAAGUGGUUAAGAAGUCUUUGGAUGAAUUCUCAAAAGUGUCUGGUCUAAUUCCUAAUUUAGAAAAAAGUGUCAUUUUCUUUGAAGUAUACCAGAAAGAGAUAAGCAGGAUAUGA